UUUUGUCAACUGCCACCUUCUAGUAGUUUCUUUCUGUUACCAUUGAUAAUAUAGCUUUAACACUCAAAAACCACACCACACCACACCACACCACAACUCCUUUUCUUGCUAAACCCAUCGAUCAGCCAUGGGCGGAGGCAAUGGGCAGAAGGCUAAGAUGGCCCGUGAGAAGAAUUUGGAGAAGCAGAAGGCUGCCAAAGGUAGUCAACUUGAGGCAAACAAGAAAGCUAUGAACAUACAGUGCAAGGUGUGCAUGCAGACAUUUGUGUGUACCACGACGGAGGUGAAAUGUCGAGAACACGCUGAAGCGAAGCACCCUAAGGCUGAUGUGUUUACUUGUUUCCCACACCUAAAGAAAUGAUCCUAAGCUGUAGAAUUACAGAUUGGUAAUGACACUAGAAACAAUGCUGUUCUUAUGUACCGUGCUUACUACUUUGUUAUCAACAAUGAUGAAAAAAAUUGUCAAAAGAAAUUACAAAUGAAGUGUGUUAGUAAAUGAUGUUUUUUAAAA
Cannabis sativa is the source of this 511-nucleotide messenger RNA. RefSeq lists its product as uncharacterized. The transcript has 3 exons. The record is from RefSeq and is a predicted model, not a curated record. NCBI's taxonomy places the organism in Eukaryota, Viridiplantae, Streptophyta, Magnoliopsida, Rosales, Cannabaceae. The coding region runs from base 128 to 361 and encodes 77 amino acids.